Didymella exigua CBS 183.55 is the source of this 642-nucleotide messenger RNA. RefSeq lists its product as uncharacterized. NCBI's taxonomy places the organism in Eukaryota, Fungi, Ascomycota, Dothideomycetes, Pleosporales, Didymellaceae. The record is from RefSeq and is a predicted model, not a curated record. The annotation marks the transcript as partial. The transcript has 2 exons.
AGGAAUGGACUGCUGAACACUGCCAUCUCUCAUCAAUCUUAUCUCACGCAAUGCGCUCAACAGAACUCACUCAACUCGCCUCUCUUACUUCUUCCUGGAGAGAUUCGGAACAAGAUCUGGAAACUUGCUCUAGGAGAUCACCGGGUUGAUAUCCAGGACCUCAUCAACGAGAAGCCGAUUGACACCUUUCACAACGAGCGGGCUCGGUAUUCUCACACGCUUUGUCCCCCUGGCUUUAUCCGCCCCACUUUCCAGCUUCCACGCGUUUGUCGUCAGAUCUACGUCGAAGCAUCACCGUACGUCUACAUGCUGAAUACGUUCACCUUCCACAACAUGGCCACCUUCGAUCGGUGGAUCAAGAACCGUUGCAUCGGACAGAGGCGACUGGUCACUUCUCUCGAUGUUCCGUGUACCUAUGCACGCCUUUAUCGCAGCGGCUUCCGUAAGCCCUUCGUAUCGAAAUUCCCAAAUAUCACACGAAUAGGUAUUGACAACUGGACGCUAUUUUGCGACUACAACGAGAUCCGCCGCCUGCCAGAGAACAAUGGAAAAGGAGCGCUCGAAUUAUGGGUCGAUGCGAAGGCCAAGAUUAUCGCGGAGGUCAAGGACAAAGAAGGUCAGCACCUACGCAUCGAGUGGCAC